AUGUCAGAUUAUAUCGUUGAAGCCGCUUAUGUGGUUGACUCCGUGCAAGACAUUACAUCUUUGAAAUUUAGUGAGAAUUUUGCGGAGGAAAUUGGCAAAUACCACUUUUCUACUUUGCAGCUUGCAUUUGAUUUUUAUAUGAAGUACUCAAAGUCGAAGGGCUUUAGUGCAAGGAAGAGCAAGACCUUCAAGAAUAGUAGUGGCGAGAUUUACAGACAAAUGUUUGUAUGCCAUAGGCAAGGAUUCAGGAUGGAGAAAUAUUACACGAUGGAAAAAAGGAAGAAGGAGCCUAGAUUGGAAACAAGAACUGGAUGUGAAGCCCGAAUGGAUGUUAAAUUUAAAAAUGUCAGAGGCAGAUAUUAUGCAAAUGAUGAACAUGCUAAAGUCAGGGAUCAGCACCUCACAGAUAUUUAG
Arachis stenosperma is the source of this 414-nucleotide messenger RNA. RefSeq names its product putative protein FAR1-RELATED SEQUENCE 10. NCBI's taxonomy places the organism in Eukaryota, Viridiplantae, Streptophyta, Magnoliopsida, Fabales, Fabaceae. Bases 1 to 414 code for a protein of 137 amino acids. The record is from RefSeq and is a predicted model, not a curated record. The transcript is spliced from 2 exons.